Cloeon dipterum is the source of this 606-nucleotide messenger RNA. It is a transcript of the gene RpL27A, whose product is annotated as ribosomal protein L27A. The transcript is spliced from 4 exons. Gene Ontology annotation, biological process: translation. Gene Ontology annotation, cellular component: cytosolic large ribosomal subunit; ribosome. NCBI's taxonomy places the organism in Eukaryota, Metazoa, Arthropoda, Insecta, Ephemeroptera, Baetidae. The record is from RefSeq and is a predicted model, not a curated record. Gene Ontology annotation, molecular function: structural constituent of ribosome. Bases 110 to 556 code for a protein of 148 amino acids.
CUACUAUUUAACUUCCGAGCCUCUUUGGAAACCAGUGCUGCUAGUGCCAGGCGUGCCAGUGGCGUAUCUCUGAACUCAGUGUUCUUCAUUCUAAUCGUAGAGGAACACCAUGUCCACACAAAAGAAGAAGACUAGAAAGUUGCGUGGCCAUGUCAGCCACGGUCACGGCCGUAUCGGCAAGCACAGGAAGCAUCCUGGUGGUCGUGGUAAUGCUGGUGGCAUGCAUCACCACAGAAUCAACUACGACAAGUACCAUCCUGGAUACUUUGGAAAGGUUGGUAUGAGAAACUUCCACGAGAGGAAGAACCAGAAGUUCUGCCCCGCAAUCAAUCUGGACAAGCUGUGGACACUUGUCAGUGAAGACACCAGGUUGGCAUACAAGGACAGCAAAAACAACAAGGCACCAGUUAUUGAUGUUGUUGGAGCUGGCUACUACAAGGUUUUGGGCAAGGGCCGUCUCCCCAAGCAGCCUGUUAUUGUCAGAGCCAAGUUCUUCUCCAAAGUGGCUGAAGAAAAAAUUAAAUCUGUGGGUGGAUGCUGUGUCCUUCAGGCGUAAUGUGUCACGAAUAUUUGUAUGCAUUAAAAAUUGGAAUUAAGUUCCGUAAA